AUGGACGCACGCGCCGGCACCCCGCUCACCCCGUCCUAUAGCCGCGACCCCCCCGCCGCCGCCACAAACCCUAGCCCGGGUGGCGUUGGCCUCGCCUCCGCCGGAGCUUCUCCGACGAGCGGCCUCGCGCGCGGCCUCUUCAUGCCGCCGCGGAUGACCUCGGCGGCGGGUGGCGUCGCGCCGGCGCCGGCCCGAGCCGCCGCCCCCUCCUCCUCAAAGCUCCCCAAUGCGGCGCGGUCAAAGAAGGGCAAGACAUCGGCGAAGAAAAACAAGGCGGCGGACGGCUCCGGCACCUCCAAGGCGAAGAGGAAGAAGCUUGCGGGGCGUGCGACGGGCGCGGCGGCUGCCGAAGCGCCGGCAAGCUCACUCAUUGAGCCGGCGGCCGGCGCGCACAACAUGUUCGACGAAAUGCCUCCAAGUCUCAAUGAUGAUGCAUACAUGUCAACGAUGGGUGUUGGCUCCAACAAUUCGCAUUGGUCUCAAACCAAUGACAUGCAUUUUCAAGACCAUGAGUUCGAGGUGGACGAGGAGGGUAAGGGCAUUGUCGACGCACUGAAAGGAAGAGCGGGCAAUUACACCAACACCGAUGACAUCUUACUAUGCAAUACUUGGUUGCAAGUGUCGAGGGAUACAUCCGUUGGAGGUGAUCAAAGUAGAGAUGCUUAUUGGAACCGGAUGAAGGAACACUUUGAUGCUCGCAACGUGAGUGGAAUUGACCGCUCCAACCGAUCACUUAGGUCCCGGUGGUCGACAAUCAACUCGGAUUGUCAAAGGUGGGCGGCUUGUCAAAAGGCGGUUGACAAGUUGAACCCAAGUGGCACAAAUGAGGACGAUAGAUACAACAUUGCGCAAAACUAGUUCAAAGAAGAGGAGAGGAAAACCAAGAAGGGGAAGAUCAAGAAAGGAAGGGUCUUUACUUUGCCUCAUUGCUAUGAUGUGUUGAAGGAUGAUGAGAAAUGGAAGAAGCGUGAAGAUUU
Triticum urartu is the source of this 977-nucleotide messenger RNA. The record is from RefSeq and is a predicted model, not a curated record. Lineage: Eukaryota; Viridiplantae; Streptophyta; Magnoliopsida; Poales; Poaceae.